Homo sapiens (human) is the source of this 6058-nucleotide messenger RNA. It is a transcript of the gene ZNF324, whose product is annotated as zinc finger protein 324. The coding region runs from base 1100 to 2776 and encodes 558 amino acids. The transcript is spliced from 4 exons. Gene Ontology annotation, cellular component: nucleus. The record is from RefSeq and is a predicted model, not a curated record. Gene Ontology annotation, biological process: regulation of DNA-templated transcription. NCBI's taxonomy places the organism in Eukaryota, Metazoa, Chordata, Mammalia, Primates, Hominidae.
ACUUCGCCGCCCGCGUCAGGCCACACCGGUGGUCUGGGCUGGGGACCGCGGGUCGGGUCCGGUUUCCAGGGGGUUCCUGGUGCUCGAGGCUGGCGGCGAGGAAGGUACUGGCUGAGGGCCCGCGUCGGGCCCGCCCUGCGCACGCGUCGUGAUCAAGGGCGCCGGCCGCCGGCCGCGCCCCCAAGCCUCUGUUUCUCAGAGUGCGUCGUGGGCGUCCAGGGGACUGUCGGGCCGCGGCGGGAGCCAUGCGCUCUCCCACCGUGCGGCAGCCCAGGAGGCUGCGCGCUGGGCGUUCCACGUCCAUGAUGGCCGGGGAGACUGAGGCGCGGGGCGGCCCCGGGACGCUGCUGGCGGGGAAAGGCUGGGUGGUCCACGCCUUUCUUCCCUCCCAGCUGCGGGUUCCGCUGGCGGCGGUGGCGCUGACAAGCCCGCGUCGGGGAAGCAGGGGAGUCCCUGCUCACACAGACCGCGCCCUCACGGAGGGAGGCCGCUUCCUAGACCUCGCCUAGUCGUCUUUCCUCUCCCUGCCCUGGGGGGGUUGCGGGGGUCAGUGCAAACUCCUGCGUCCAGGGCACUGGUGAGCUCCCGAGUUCGGGCAGCCAGGGGGCUGAGGUCCCGAAGGAGGCUCCGAGGGGAGAGUCCUGCGUGUGCAAAACCUGGGAGGGGAGCCGAAGCCCAGGUGCUUCUGGGACUGAGCUCUCUCGAUGUGGAGCUGGAGUAGAGGGGAUGUGUGCGGCUGCAGUAUCAGGCGAGGGAGUGGGCUUUAUCUCGAGGGCGUCGGGAGACAUAGAAGUUUUGAACAGAAUCAGGACAUCCUCUGAGGACUUUAAAACGGUUCCACCGUUUGUUGCGUGGAGAACAGACAUGCAGGGGUGUCGGCAUGAAGGGAAGAACCGACUGCCACAGUCUGGGCAGCAGUGGAGGUGGGCGACCAGGUGAAUUCUGGUGGAUCUGCGGAUGCAUCAGGUGUGGGCUGUUUGAAGAACUAAGUACCCCAUGUUGUUCAGCCUGAGCGCCUGGAAGAAGAGAGCUGCUGUAGAUAGAAAGGAGAAUUGAAAGGAAAGCAGGUUUCCUUCAGGGGAAAGAUCAAGAGUCUGGGAUGUCCCAGGACCAGAUGGCCUUUGAGGAUGUGGCUGUGUACUUCUCCCAGGAGGAGUGGGGGCUCCUGGACACAGCCCAGAGGGCCCUGUACCGCCGCGUGAUGCUAGACAACUUCGCACUUGUGGCCUCGCUGGGACUCUCCACCUCUCGACCUCGUGUGGUCAUCCAACUGGAGCGUGGCGAGGAGCCCUGGGUUCCCAGUGGAACGGACACAACCCUGUCCAGGACCACCUACAGGAGGCGCAACCCUGGUUCCUGGAGUUUGACAGAGGAUAGAGAUGUUUCUGGAGAAUGGCCACGAGCUUUCCCAGAUACCCCACCUGGGAUGACUACUAGCGUCUUCCCUGUUGCCGGUGCCUGCCACAGUGUAAAAAGCCUGCAGAGACAACGGGGUGCCUCCCCAUCUCGGGAGAGAAAACCCACGGGGGUGUCGGUGAUCUACUGGGAGAGGCUCCUGCUAGGCUCAGGCAGUGGGCAAGCCAGCGUCAGCCUGCGACUGACCUCCCCGCUUAGGCCUCCCGAGGGCGUCCGGCUUAGAGAAAAGACACUCACAGAGCAUGCGUUGCUGGGGAGGCAGCCCAGGACGCCUGAGCGGCAGAAACCAUGUGCACAGGAGGUCCCUGGGAGAACCUUUGGGAGCGCCCAGGACCUGGAGGCUGCCGGCGGUCGGGGACAUCACCGAAUGGGUGCAGUUUGGCAGGAGCCUCAUAGACUCCUCGGUGGCCAGGAGCCCUCGACCUGGGACGAGCUGGGCGAGGCUCUUCACGCUGGGGAGAAGUCCUUCGAAUGCAGGGCGUGCAGCAAAGUGUUCGUGAAGAGCUCCGACCUCCUCAAGCACCUACGCACCCACACCGGGGAGCGGCCCUACGAGUGCGCCCAGUGCGGCAAGGCCUUCAGCCAGACGUCGCACUUGACGCAGCACCAGCGCAUCCACAGCGGCGAGACGCCCUACGCGUGCCCCGUGUGCGGCAAGGCCUUCCGGCAUAGCUCCUCGCUGGUGCGGCACCAGCGCAUCCACACGGCCGAGAAGUCCUUCCGCUGCUCCGAGUGCGGCAAGGCCUUCAGCCACGGCUCCAACCUCAGCCAGCACCGCAAGAUCCACGCGGGUGGGCGUCCUUAUGCUUGCGCACAGUGUGGCCGCCGCUUCUGCCGCAACUCGCACCUGAUCCAGCACGAGCGUACGCACACAGGCGAGAAGCCCUUCGUGUGCGCGCUCUGCGGUGCUGCCUUCAGCCAGGGCUCCUCGCUCUUUAAGCACCAGCGCGUGCACACAGGCGAGAAGCCCUUCGCCUGCCCACAGUGCGGCCGCGCCUUUAGCCACAGCUCCAACCUCACCCAGCACCAGCUCCUGCACACGGGCGAGCGGCCCUUCCGCUGCGUGGACUGUGGCAAGGCCUUCGCCAAGGGCGCCGUGCUGCUCAGCCACCGGCGCAUUCACACGGGCGAGAAGCCCUUCGUGUGUACGCAGUGUGGCCGCGCCUUCCGUGAGCGCCCGGCCCUCUUCCACCACCAGAGGAUCCAUACCGGCGAGAAGACCGUCCGGCGAUCCAGGGCCAGCCUGCACCCCCAGGCCAGGUCUGUUGCCGGGGCAUCAUCAGAAGGUGCGCCAGCGAAGGAAACCGAGCCCACUCCCGCCUCGGGCCCAGCCGCCGUCUCGCAGCCAGCGGAGGUCUGAGGUCACAGGUUGCAGCCCUGGCCUUCUGUGAAUCCCUUCCACAGCUAAAGGGCAUAUGUCCUCUGCAGAUCCACAGCAGAGAAAAAGUCCCGUGCUUGCUAGUCAGGGACAAGGGAGGCCCUUUGGCUGUGAUUUCAUUUGCACGUGGGGACAGGAUUUGCCAGUUCACCCACAGAUCACACCUCCAUCCCCAAAGAGGUAGCACUGCAGCAACAUCAGGGGGAGGACGUGGUGGCUGAACUCUAGUGGGGCCGAGACUAUUCAGAGCCAGUAGGAGGCCGACAGUCACAGCACUGCACUGUGGUGCGGCUUCAUGUGAUAUGACAGUGGAUGCUAAGGUGAGAGGGAUGCAGGCAUGGGUUGGGGGUGGCCCAGAGAAACUUAUGACAGCUGUACACAAACUGGCCGCUGGAGAGAUGCCCGCUGAGGGUAUUCUCCCCUCAACCCACUGCCUCUGUUCAUCCAAGACUUCCUAGGGGCCAGCCUAGCAGACAAGAGACCACAAGGGACUGGGGAUCAGGGUCUGGGCUCUGUCAGCCGCCACCUCUGGGAAAGAGAAAAGGUUUGGGUCCACUGAACAUCAUGUUUGUAGACGCUGACAGGUGGGGUCCUAAUGAGAGCCAACACAUGCUCACUGCCAGCUCCUGUCCUGAGUACUGGGAAGUUUCUCCUGAAGCCCUGUGAGAUGGCUCUGUGGCUGGUAUCCCGACUUGGAAGAUGAGGAAACUGAGGCACACGGCCUGGCCUGGCUUCACACACAUAGCCGACUCAGGAGAGGGAUGCCCAUGGGGGAACAUGUGACUCUCAGCAUUGGAAGGACAGAGCUAGGAUGAUGGCUUUCCGGUGGCACUCGUUCAGGUUUUUGCCCAAGUCUCAGCUUGGCCAAGGCCUGUCACUGACUGGUUUACCAAAGUCGAUGUGAGGAGGAGGCUUUAUACCUGAGGGGAUGAUGUUAACUUCAGACAAGAUGGAGCUGCUCACUUUUGCCGGGUUUGGUGGCCACUUCACCCCCAACCCUGUCUCACCCCCAUUAUCCCUCCUCAAUUGGAGGCUGGACAGAGCUGAAUAGGAAAGACUUGCUAUUGCCUAAGGCUAUGUGUGACACCCUCCUGAGGACCUCCCCACCCCAGUGUAAUGGCCCUUCAUGGCAGGGACAGAAAGGUGGACUGGGGGCCAUUUGCUUCCUGUGGCCUUCAGCAGACCAGGCCCUGUCCCUACCUGGAGCCUCACCUCCAAGGAAAUUCAUGUUCUCCUUAAUGGAAAAAAAAAAAAAAAGACUACCAUCUGCAACUCAGAGUAGGUGUUGCAGUUUCCUGUACAGCAGUUUGGACCUCCAGAGCACAGCCUCUUGUCCCUACUCCAGAGCAUGGUUCAGUCUUAAUAGCAGUUCAAGAGCUUCUCUGAUAAAGGUUUCUUUUUAAACAUUUGUGUGAACGGUAGCAACCUGACACCUAUUUCACCCUCAUACAAUGCAGAUGGUAUUGAACAUACCCUGACAUGCCAUCAGCGUUUGUCAUCAUCACAGAAGUUCCUGGACUUGGCUUCAACCUGGGUACCCUCAAGAGGCCACAGAGUAGAGAUACAGCCUGUCUGCAGCCCAGGGAGGGAGUGGGAUACCUGUAUCCUUUUCAGGGUCAGAGGUGGGUUGGGGUAGCCAGGAGCUGGAUGAACUGGGAUAGAGUGGGGCUGUCUGGAGCAGCAGCCCUGCUAGAUGAGUCCUGGUGGAUCCUGGCAAUGGGAGGAUGGUAGGUGGAGAAACCAAGGCAGGGCUGUGUUCCUUCUGCUGCUGAGAUAGAGGGUGUGGCCAUGUGUGAUGACCCUGCAAGGUUGACUCCAACCAGUGGGCACUCCAUCCCAUGGCUUCCAAAAUCCUGCAGCUAUCCUGCCCUAUACACAAAGAGCCCAGAUCCAGGCCCCACACACUUGAUAUUGGGGCCAGACUCUUCCACCUGUGAAACCUCACAGGUUCCUGCAGGGAGUGGAGACACACAGAACCUAGCUCCCCUGGAGCCUGCAAGACUUGGGCCACCAGAAUCCCAGUAGGUCCCUGAACCAUUGUCCCCCAGUAAGUCUGCAGAGCUGUGAAAUGCAGACAAUAACCCUUCCCUGCCUGAAAGAGCACUUUUCUGGGGAGCCCAUGGGAGUCAGGAGCAAAAGCAUCUGUCAAACAAGUAGAUACCCAGAGAGUCACGUGAAAUCAUUUCUAUGCCUCUGACAGACGCUUCUUGAGCGAAGUUUCUGCCCUGAGCCCGCCUGACCCCUUAGGCUGGGCUCAGUACCCUACCUUGUCUUCCCACCAGCCGCCUCCCUCCAUCAAGUUCCUUUCCACGUCUGCUUGUGCCCCUGUUGUCCCUCAGUUUGUCCACCCUCCUCCAAUCUUCCCCUCCCCAAACCCAUGACUGAUCAGUGGCCCCCAACCUAGGCUCCCACCUCCAUGCAGGUCUUGGCCCCUCGGCUGACCUCCCUCCAACCUCCCCCUCUGCUCUUAAUUUUGAAUAGGUAGUGACUGUAAAAGUAUCCCUGGGCUUCUAUGUCAAAAGGUCAGACUGAACACAUGCAUCUCACUGGGCUCAGAAAUCCACUGAAACCACAGAGGGGAGUAUUUAAAACACAUAACCCACAAGUAUGAGGAUGGUGACAGAGGAGUCAGGAGCAAUGGCAUUCCUAAGCUAGAAGUGGGUGAGAGCUGUCACUAAGUUAGGGAAGGCAAAAUACUACGUGGCGACUUGGCGAAGAGGAGAGAGUUCCCACCAGGCUGACUCCAGAACCGCAGAAGGCUGAGAACCAGCAGCCCAGAGACGGGAGACCUAUAUCAAAGCUGCCUGGGGAACAACUACUGAAGAAGCCCUUAACGCCCCAGUGCUCUCCCCACAUGGUGGAGGGUGAAAGUUUUUGUUUUUUUUUCCUUCUGGGACUCUGCAUAGUCCCAGAGAAAAGGCCUAAGCACCUCAUCCCCAAAAACAACCUGAGGAGGCCGUUGGAAAGCUCCGAGUUGACAAGUCUCAUCCACGCACAUGCUCGGUGCUUCCAAUCGGUGAUCAAGACCACUGCUCUUCAUCCAGAGCAGGCAGCAGGGAUUCCCAGGUAUCCAAAGAAACCAAAACAGGCGGUGUAAUUUAGGACUGACUAAGUAAUGGCUCGGCCACUUUUAAGUGUGGAAGCAAAACUGACCCCACAGAUUUAGAAAACUGUAACACUGCUUAUUGGGAGAAACUAGUGUCACCCUGGCUAGUUCUGCUCCCCAAAUUCAAAGGUAAAUAAACGGUUGAGCAUGUCCGAUCA